Molecule: messenger RNA, 1815 nt
Organism: Candidozyma duobushaemuli
Lineage: Eukaryota; Fungi; Ascomycota; Pichiomycetes; Serinales; Metschnikowiaceae
Gene: MET13
Product: methylenetetrahydrofolate reductase (NAD(P)H)
Exons: 2
Coding region: 1-1815 (604 amino acids)
Biological process (GO): tetrahydrofolate interconversion
Cellular component (GO): cytosol
Molecular function (GO): methylenetetrahydrofolate reductase [NAD(P)H] activity; FAD binding
Source: RefSeq, a predicted model, not a curated record
AUGAAAAUCUCGAAGAAGUUGGACGAUGCACACUCGUGCUCCAACCCGCCUCCGGCAACCUUCUCCUUCGAGUUCUUUGUCCCCAAGACCUCCCAGGGUGUACAGAACCUUUACGACAGAAUGGAUAGAAUGUACGAGUUGAACCCGAUCUUCAUUGAUAUCACUUGGAACGCAGGUGGUCGCUCAUCCACCCUUACCAACGAAAUGGUUUACACUGCCCAGUCCACUCUUGGUUUGGAAACUUGCAUGCACUUGACGUGUACGAACAUGAAGGUGGAGUUGAUUGACGAGGCAUUAAGUAAAGCUCACGCCUCAGGAUGUCAGAACAUCUUGGCUUUGAGAGGCGAUCCACCUUUGGAUGGCUCAGAGUCGACUGGUGAUUUUAAGUACGCUAAGGAUUUGAUUCGCUACAUCCGCAAGAACUACGGUGACCACUUCAACAUUGGUCAUCCCGAAGAAGAGGAUGAUGUGAAGUUGUUGAGCUAUUUGAAAGAGAAGGUCGACGCUGGUGCUGACUUUAUCAUCACACAGAUGUUUUACGAUGCGGACAACUUUAUCAGCUGGUGUCUGAAGAUCCGUAAGAUUGGCGUGGAGAUUCCCAUCAUUCCUGGUAUCAUGCCAAUUUCAACCUACUCCGCCUUCAUUAGAAGAGCCAAGUGGUCUCAAGUGAAGAUUCCAGAGCACUUUUUACAGGCAUUGGAUCCUAUCAAGGAAGAUGAUUACGCUGUUAGAGAGAAGGGAACCCAGUUGGUGGGCGAGAUGUGUCAGAAACUCAUUGAUUCAGGAUACGUGAACCACCUUCACUUCUAUACUAUGAAUCUUGAGCGUUCAACUAUCAUGGUGUUGGAGCAUCUCAACUUGAUCGAGCAUGUCAAAGAUAACGCUGUUGUGGGUGACGAAUUGCCCUGGAGGAAGUCGUUGCACCCCAUGCGAUCAAAGGAGUCGAUCCGUCCCAUCUUCUGGCAGAACAGAAAAUACUCUUACAUCUCCCGUACUUCAGGUUGGGAUGAGUUCCCCAACGGUCGUUGGGGUGAUUCUAGAUCUCCUGCUUUUGGUGACAUCGAUCUUUCUGCCACGGAGUUGUUACGUCAGUCUCCAAAGCGUGCCUUUGAGUUAUGGGGCUGUCCUCAGACAUUGGGCGAUCUUUCUCAAAUUUUGAUUUCCUACUUACAAGGCGAGAUCAAGUCUUUGCCAUGGAGUGACGGUCCAAUCGGUGACGAUACUGAAGUGUUGAAGCCUGCGUUGAUCGAGAUGAACAAAAAGGGUAUUUUCACGUUGAACUCGCAACCUGCUUUAAGUGCUGUCAGAUCCAACGAUGAAGUUUUCGGCUGGGGUCCAAAGAAUGGAUUUGUCUACCAGAAACAGUACUUGGAAUUCUUCAUCCACCGAAAUGCACUCAACACUUUGUUGCAAAGAGUCGAGGAGCACAAUGCUAGAGACGCCCAUUCUGUCGUCACUUACUACGCUGUCGACAAGCAGGGCACAUUGUCUACCAAUGCUCAUGACGACGAUAUCAACGCUGUCACUUGGGGUGUCUUCCCUGGCGAGGAGAUCUUGCAACCCACCAUUGUCGAAAAGGUCUCCUUCUUGGCCUGGAAGGACGAGGUCUACCGCUUGCUCGACGAGUGGGUGAAGAUCUUCCACACCAAGUCUGUGAAGGAGGAAGUUGAGGAAGCCAAGAUCGACGCUUUCUCAACGUUGUUGACUGGUUUCGGAGACAACUUUGUCUUGUGCAACUUUGUCAACAACGACUUCACCAGUGGCAACAACAUCAUCUUUGACCUUUUCCGGGAUCUUCCUGUGGCUUCUCUCUAG